Messenger RNA from Trypanosoma conorhini, 618 nucleotides. RefSeq lists its product as uncharacterized. The transcript has a single exon. The record is from RefSeq and is a predicted model, not a curated record. The coding region runs from base 1 to 618 and encodes 205 amino acids. Lineage: Eukaryota; Euglenozoa; Kinetoplastea; Trypanosomatida; Trypanosomatidae.
AUGACUUCCCACUUUCUCUCUCUCUGUGCCUCUUGUGCGUGGUGGGGUGUGUGUGUGUGUGUGCGCGCGCGCGUGCCUCUUCGCCGCGUCCGCGUCACCGCCGCUGCCACCCCUGCUGGGGCUUGUGUCUGCGUUGGCCCUUCGACCGCGUGCCCACCGCUGCUCUCCCCGGCACUCUUCGUUUUCCCUUCCCCUUUUUGUUUUGCUUUCUUUUUCUCGUGCGGCCCAAACGCCUCCGCCGUGGCAAAAGUCGCCCUCAAGACAUCACCGACACAAACACACCGCGAAAAAACACUCGGGGAAGGCGCCGUACAUUAUUACUAUUUAUUCAUCUUGUUGUUGUUUGUGUUUCUUUACAUACGAACGAUGGCGUUCCUCUGCGGCUGCUCGAUGCUCCUCUCCUUUCUGAUCACCGCCCUGCUCGGGGCCUACUUGGUCUACAUCAUCGUCUGGGUGCCGGUGUACCGCUACGUGGCAAUCAUCUUUGUUCUGCUGCUGCUGGCCUUUAGCCUUUCCGCGUGGCGGUUUCUGCCCUCCGAGCGCGCGUACGUGCGGGAGAAGGCGGAGGGCAUCGUGGAUGGGCGCCUCGCCUUCACCCUGCCAGCAGGGACUGUGUGA